AUGCUCCUUUAUUACAACCAACACACAGGUUAUAUAGCAGAAUAUGGCGUGACACGACUACAUUCUACAAUUGGCUUGCUUAACGUAAACACACUCUCGUGGGUUAUAGUGAUAGGCCGGUCUCCAAGCAGAGAGAGAAAGAGACCCCGAUGGGAGGAUGACAGAGAAAGAUGGUCUGAGAACCAGAGCUCCAGCAAAGAGAAAAAUUAUAGUGCUAUCAAAGACAAAGAAUCAGAGGAGAAUGCAUCUGAAAAAAAUGAAGAGGAAGAUGAGGAAUUACUUAAGCCAGUCUGGGUUCGCUGUACCCAUUCUGAAAGCUAUUAUUCCAAUGACCCUAUGGAUCAAGUGGGAGACUCUACUGUGGUAGGAACAAGCAAGCUCCGAGAUCUGUAUGAAAAGUUUGACGAGGAGUUAGGAAAGCGACAGGCAAAGGCCAAAGCAGCCAGACCACCGUGGGAGCCACCAAAGACCAAGCUGGAUGAAGAUUUAGAGACCUCCAGUGACUCAGACUGUGACUCUGAAGAUGAUAGCAGCUGCUCUAGCAGUUCAGAUUCUGAAGUUUUUGAUGUCAUUGCGGAAAUUAAGCGUAAAAAAGCACACCCUGAUCGUCUCCAUGAAGAACUGUGGUACAAUGAUCCAGGACAGAUGAAUGAUGGACCUUUGUGCAAGUGCAGUGCUAAAGCCCGACGAACAGGAAUAAGACAUGGCAUUUAUCCUGGUGAAGAGCCCAUUAAACCAUGUCGCCCCAUGACCAACAAUGCUGGAAGACUAUAUCACUAUCGAAUUACUGUGUCGCCUCCCACAAACUUCUUAACAGACAGACCUACUGUUAUUGAGUAUGAUGACCAUGAAUAUAUCUUUGAAGGGUUCUCAAUGUUUGCGCAUGCCCCUCUAACAAACAUUCCUCUAUGUAAAGUAAUCAGAUUUAACAUUGACUAUACAAUUCAUUUCAUUGAGGAGAUGAUGCCUGAGAAUUUUUGUGUGAGAGGUCUUGAGCUGUUCUCUUCAUAUCUAUUCAAAGAUAUUUUGGAGCUCUAUGACUGGAAUCUUAAAGGUCCUUCACUUGAAAAUGAUUCUGUUUGCUGCCCCAGAUUUCACUUCAUGCCGCGAUUCGUGAGAUUUCUUCCAGAUGGAGGAAAAGAAGUACUUUCAAUGCAUCAGAUUCUUCUCUACUUGUUACGAUGCAAUAAAGCUCUGGUGCCUGAAGAGGAGAUUGCCAACAUGCUUCAGUGGGAAGAACUGGAAUGGCAGAAAUAUGCAGAAGAAUGCAAAGGGAUGAUUGUUACCAGCCCUGGCAUGAAGCCCAGCUCAGUUCGUAUUGAUCAACUGGACCGCGAACAGUUCAAUCCUGAUGUAAUUACUUUCCCCAUUAUUGUUCACUUCGGGAUACGACCUGCUCAACUCAGUUAUGCUGGAGAUCCUCAAUACCAAAAGCUGUGGAAGAGUUACGUGAAGCUGCGUCACCUGCUGGCUAAUAGUCCCAAAGUCAAACAGGCUGAUAAACAGAAAUUAUCACAAAGAGAGGAAGCACUGCAGAAAAUUCGUCAGAAGAACACAAUGAGACGUGAAGUGACCGUCGAGUUGAGUAGCCAGGGAUUCUGGAAAACAGGGAUACGCUCUGAUGUCUGCCAGCACGCAAUGAUGCUUCCUGUCCUCACCCAUCAUGUCCGCUACCAUCAGUGCCUGAUGCAUUUGGACAAAUUGAUAGGCUACACUUUUCGAGAUAGGUGCUUGCUGCAGCUUGCCAUGACUCAUCCAAGCCAUCACUUAAACUUUGGCAUGAACCCGGAUCAUGCUAGAAAUUCCCUAUCCAACUGUGGGAUUCGACAGCCAAAGUAUGGAGAUAGAAAAGUUCACCAUAUGCACAUGAGAAAAAAAGGGAUAAACACGCUGAUAAAUAUUAUGUCCCGUUUGGGACAGGAUGAUCCAGCUCCUUCCAGGAUUAACCACAACGAGCGUUUAGAAUUUCUGGGAGAUGCUGUGGUGGAGUUCUUAACAAGUGUCCACUUGUACUACCUGUUUCCCACUCUGGAGGAAGGAGGAUUAGCUACCUACCGCACAGCCAUCGUACAGAACCAACACCUGGCCAUGUUGGCUAAGAAGCUGGAGCUAGAUCGAUUUAUGCUUUAUGCUCAUGGUCCAGACCUUUGCAGGGAAUCGGAUCUCCGCCACGCCAUGGCCAACUGUUUUGAAGCCCUAAUAGGAGCUGUUUAUCUAGAGGGGAGCCUAGAAGAAGCAAAACAAUUAUUUGGACGUUUACUCUUCAAUGAUAAGGACCUGCGGGAUGUAUGGCUUAAUUAUCCACUACACCCACUCCAACUACAAGAGUCCAAUACUGACAGGCAACUCAUUGAAACCUCUCCAGUUCUUCAAAAGCUUACAGAGUUUGAGGAGGCAAUUGGAGUCAUCUUUACUCAUGUUCGGCUUCUAGCACGUGCGUUCACUCUGAGAACAGUAGGCUUUAACCAUCUGACUCUAGGCCACAACCAGAGGAUGGAAUUCCUGGGUGACUCCAUAAUGCAGUUGGUAGCCACAGAGUAUUUAUUCAUACAUUUCCCCGAUCAUCAUGAAGGGCACUUAACGCUAUUGAGGAGUUCUUUGGUGAACAACAGGACACAGGCCAAGGUGGCAGAAGAGCUGGGUAUGCAAGAAUUUGCCAUCACUAAUGACAAGACAAAAAGACCUGUAGCUCUUCGAACUAAGACUUUAGCUGAUCUCUUGGAAUCCUUUAUUGCUGCCCUGUACAUUGAUAAAGAUUUGGAAUAUGUUCACACUUUCAUGAACGUAUGCUUUUUUCCACGGCUAAAGGAGUUUAUUUUAAAUCAAGAUUGGAAUGAUCCUAAAUCUCAGCUUCAACAAUGCUGCUUGACUCUCAGGACAGAAGGAAAAGAGCCAGACAUUCCUCUUUACAAGACUUUGCAGACAGUGGGACCGUCUCAUGCCAGGACAUAUACAGUAGCUGUUUACUUCAAAGGGGAAAGAAUAGGAUGCGGUAAAGGCCCAAGUAUUCAGCAAGCGGAAAUGGGAGCUGCAAUGGAUGCACUUGAAAAAUAUAACUUUCCCCAGAUGGCUCAUCAGAAACGGUUCAUUGAACGGAAGUACAGACAAGAGUUGAAAGAAAUGAGGUGGGAAAGAGAGCAUCAAGAGAGAGAGACGGAUGAGACUGAAGAAGCAAGGAAAUAAAAGGAGGACACAGAAGCAAUGGCAUAUUUACUUGCUUAAUAACUCUGACUGUGGCCUGUGGAGACCUAACCUAGUUUCUUGCAGAUGAUGAAUGAAGAGUGCCUGUUGAUAUCAAACAGAAAAUCAUAAUGUUCUUAAACUGUGUAUAUAUAUAUAUAGUAUUUCUUUAGUUUGGUUUUAAGUGCAAAGUUUGUUUGGCUUUUUUAAUAAGAUUUGUUUUUAAAUCCCUUUAGUUUUUGUGAAAAGUUGUGGGAUAAUUUUUAUUAUUUUUACUGUCUUGUAUGAAGUAAUAAAGUAUUAAUUUCCAAAGCCUGUAGGAGGGAAAGC
Molecule: messenger RNA, 3510 nt
Organism: Tauraco erythrolophus (red-crested turaco)
Lineage: Eukaryota; Metazoa; Chordata; Aves; Musophagiformes; Musophagidae
Source: RefSeq, a predicted model, not a curated record